AUGGCUAGUUGGCAAAUUCGCAAUUGGCUAUCAAAUAAUCUGAGACGCGUGGCGUCAUGUUCGGUGUCGACGCAGGCGGCGCUUCCGAAAAACACUUGUGCCGCGUUUUCUCUUAUCCGCUCCCAGCCUUCGCAAUACAUUGUCGCGUCUCUCGCAGGACGUAAAUAUCUCCUCGCACCCAGGGACUUACUCACAGUCCCGCAUCUUAAAGACGUACAUGUUGGCGAUGUGUUGGCGUUGCAGGACAUACAUGAAGUUGGUUCACGGGAUUACACCCUUCGCGGUGAUCCCAUAAUAUCCCCAAGUCGCGUCAAGGUUGAAGCUACCGUAGUCGAGCAUACCAAGGGCAAAAUGGAGGUGGUGUUCAAGAAGAAGCGUAGAAAGGGUUACCAGAAGACGAUCAAGAACAAGCAUCCAUACACUCGUCUGCGUAUAGGCUCCAUUGAGUUCCCCGAGCCUUCGAAUCCAUAGCAUUAGUCUGAGCACUACUAAUAAUGUUUUGUUUUCUAAUCUGAAUGAUCACACGAGAAAACUGAAGUCAGUGAAUAUUAAAAAUGCAGUGUAUAAGUAUCAUAUCUCCCCUUCUUCAGGCGUUUCCGCCCUCCGGGAUCGUUCUCCGCGUUCUUCCCUAGAAUCUAUAUCAGGAUCAUAACGAGCACGUUUUUCAGCGCGUUCACUAUGUGCCCUAUCAGAGCCCCGUUUCCGUUCUCUGCUCGUAUGGAGGCGCAUCAGUCCGC
This is a messenger RNA of Suillus subaureus, 737 nucleotides long. RefSeq names its product ribosomal protein L21-like protein. Gene Ontology annotation, cellular component: mitochondrial large ribosomal subunit; ribosome. Bases 1 to 471 code for a protein of 156 amino acids. The transcript has 3 exons. Gene Ontology annotation, molecular function: structural constituent of ribosome. NCBI's taxonomy places the organism in Eukaryota, Fungi, Basidiomycota, Agaricomycetes, Boletales, Suillaceae. The record is from RefSeq and is a predicted model, not a curated record.